Messenger RNA from Pediculus humanus corporis (human body louse), 552 nucleotides. RefSeq names its product mitochondrial 28S ribosomal protein S28, putative. Bases 1 to 552 code for a protein of 183 amino acids. The transcript has 3 exons. NCBI's taxonomy places the organism in Eukaryota, Metazoa, Arthropoda, Insecta, Psocodea, Pediculidae. Gene Ontology annotation, cellular component: mitochondrial small ribosomal subunit. The record is from RefSeq and is a predicted model, not a curated record.
AUGGCGUGUGUUCGAUUACGCGGUAAAAAUAUAAUUCUUAAUAAUAUAUUUAAGAAUUAUAAUAGUAGUGUCGUCGGUUCGAGAUUAUCGUUUUGUACGGAAAAAUCACCGGAAAAAAAUUUAAAUGAUAAUUUAAGUGGUUUUGCAAAAUCAUUUGAAAAACAAACCGAAAUAUUAUUGGAGUCUGAAAAAUCAACUAAAGACUCUACAGAACAGGAAAGUUUUGCAUCUUUAUUGAGAAAUUCGAAAUUUAUGCAACUCGGUGAUCCUGAAGGUAAAAUUGUCAUUGGAACCAUAUAUCACGUUAUGGAUAAUGAUUUAUACAUUGAUUUUGGUUGGAAAUUUCCAACGGUUUGUCAAAAACCACAAAAAUUUUCCGAGCAAUAUUAUCCUGGCGUUAAAGUUAGGUUAUUAAUUAAAGAUUUGGAAUUAUCGACAAAAUUUAUUAAUACGGAUAAAGAAAUAACAUUAAACGAAGCUGACUGUGUUUUAUUGGGUAGAUUAAAUACCAAAUCAAAUCCUAAAACAGGCCAUAAAGAUUUAUUGACUUAA